GUGGUGGGGGGGAAGAGGAGCCGUGGCCCGUCUGUCCCUUGCCAGGCCGUUCCCUCGCCCCGGCGCUCCCCUGGGCUGGGAGGGGGCGCAGGGCCGGGGCCUGUUCACCCAUCCUAGAGCUGCUGUAACGCGUUCCACCGUGCUCUUCCCUUUCCCUGAGCCUUCGCUCACGCUUGCUUUGCUGUCCACGUUCCCCUCAGAACCCACAAAGUGCCAGACUUCUUCAUACCCCCAAAGGGGUGGUUUCUCUUUAAUCUCAUGGUCACUAACGCGGGAUCCUGACAAGCGCAAACAUCCCCACAUCGUGGGAUUUGCAGAGAAAGUGUGAGGUCUGGGGACGCUGUGCCUGUGUCAGCCCCUGGAAUCCGCCCGUGAGGCUCCAGAGGAAACCCCUGCCCACGAGGAUCCGCUGCCACUCGCGAUAAAACCCCCAUGUGCUUUGUAUCCGACAGCAGCAUCCGUUGGGAAGGCAGAGAGGAUGCUGCCUGCUGGCUGCCUGUGCACCGCUCCGGGGGCAGCGGGAAGCUGCGUGCCUGGGAAGUGCCCGCAGGCAGGAGUGUCUGAGCACAUGGUAGUGGUUUCCUCCAUGGAGAAUCCAGCAAGUUUUCUUGGGAAAGGUGGGGGUAAAGGGUGCAGUGUGUGGGUCUCAGUGCAGGUGACACUAGGCUUGUGUCCCAGCAGGAAGAUCACAGCAUCCCACCUUGCUUUCUGGGGCUGGUUGGGAAUAGCUGCUGCUGGCUUUGCUCUUCAGCAUCACCGACAGAGUGGAAUAUUCCACUGGGUAGCAGAAAUGCCAUUCCCAGCCAGCGUGCUGAGGUGUGCUGCCUCCCCGGAGAUGCUCUCUGCCUGCGCCUCUGUAAAUCAGUGCUGCCCGAAAGCCCUGGGGAGCGCUGACUGGUGCCUCACUGCUGGGGUUUUAUGGAGGCUCACAGUGGUUUUGCUUUUCCCUCUUGCCCCGGGCCUCAGAGGCAAGUGUGCGUGAGCCCUGCUUUGGUGAGCCAGGAGGGGAACGGGGCAGGGGAGCGGGACAGGCCACUGCAUCCAGCUCUGGGGCCCCCAACAUCAGAACGACAUGGACCUGUUGGAGCGGGUCCAGAGGAGGCCACGAAGAUGAUCCGAGGGCUGGAGCCCCUCUGCUGUGAGGACAGGCUGAGAGAGUUGGGGGCGUUCAGCCUGGAGAAGAGAAGGCUUCGGGGAGACCUUAUAUAGUGGCAUUUCAGUACUUAAAGGAGGCCUACAGGAAAGCUGUGGAGGGACUUUUUAUCAGUGUGUGUACUGGCAGGAUGAGGGGUAAUGGUUUUAAACUGAAAGAGGGGAGAUUUAGAUUAGAUAUUAGGAAGAAAUUCUUUACUCUUGAGGCUGGUGAGCCUCUGGCCCAGGUUGCCCAGAGAAGCUGUGGCUGCCCCAUCCCUGGAGGGGUUCAAGGCCAGGUUGGACGGGGCUUGGAGCAACCUGGGCUGGUGGGAGGUGUCCCUGCCCAGGGCAGGGGGCUGGAACUAGAUGACCUUUAAGGUCCCUUCCAACUCUUAACCAUUCUGUGAUUCUAUGCAAAGCCCUUUAUUAAGCUGUUACGCAGUGAAAUGUCCCCACGGCGCCUCCCUGGCACCUGAGACCUUCCUUAUGGCUCCAGACGGUCUCCCCCGGUGGGACCCCCAUCCUGAGGCGGGGGAUGAGCCGGAGUCUGCUCUUGCUUUAUCCUGCUGCAGAAAAAAAAAAAAAGUCCUCCCUCCCUUUCCCUUCCCCUCCCCGCCCCGUUACCCCGCGGGCCGGGCCGGUCGGGCGGGGCCGGGCGGAGGCUCCCUCCCCCGGCGAGGAUCCUGCCGCCGCCGCUCGACGGAGCCGGAGCCGGAGCCGGGCAGCGCCGCAGGAUGGACCUCUCUGACCCUACAGAUCCCGCCGCCCUCCCCACGCACAUCCUGGACAUCUGGGCCAUCGUCUUGAUCAUCCUGGCUACCAUCCUCAUCAUGACGGCUCUGGUGCUCUGCCCGGCCACUGCCGUCAUCAUCUAUCGGGUACGGACUCACCCCACACGCAAUGGCAUCGUGUGAGGCGGAGGCGACGAGGGACGGCCAGCUUGCCGGGCAGGGGGCCGCAGCCAUGGGAUCCCAUACUGGGGACCCUGCAGAGCCCGGUGGGGCAUCCCGAGAGCUGGGGAGAGAUGGGCAGGAGCCGGGGUGAGCCAGCACCCAGACACCUGCCCUGUACCUGGCUCUCACCGAGUGAACUCGCUGCCUCCUAUUUACCCCCCGUGCUCACAGGGACUGUCGGGGAGAUGGUGGCCCUGGCACCGGCAGGGAGAUGUCUGACUUUACAGACGUGUCCAGCUAGAAACAACUCGCUCCCAUGAGGCAGGCGGACUGGUCUCGCCUUCGCUGGCGACCCCAUCUUUUCCAAGGCAAGCAGCAAGGAGUGGAAAUGCCCGGCAAAGUUAUUCCUUUUUUGGAGGCCCAGCUGUUGGGGUGAUUGGGAAAGAAGGGGCAAAGCAAGACGCAUGUGGCUUCUGGUUGUGCAUUUGGAGACUCGGCUAAAAACAUCGGUGACGGAGCCCAUCCUGGCUGCACAGCAGAUGUGCAGCUGGCACCGGCUUCUCCUCCAUCCAAUAUCUGCUGAAACUGUAGGAAAACAUUAUGGGGUGCUCGGUUCCUCUGAGUCUCGUAAGACAGAGGAGCGUGGGCAGCUCCUGCCAGCACACCAGCCCCAUUGCGGGGGGGUCUGUGCACCCCUUGUCUGGGCAGGCAAAGCCGGGCGAGCAGGGGGUUUGUGCCCAGGCAGUGGCAAUGGACCAUGUAAGCGCUUAGAUUGCCCCUUGCUGUGAAAUA
Chroicocephalus ridibundus (black-headed gull) is the source of this 2819-nucleotide messenger RNA. RefSeq names its product small integral membrane protein 3 (gene SMIM3). The record is from RefSeq and is a predicted model, not a curated record. The transcript is spliced from 2 exons. Bases 1869 to 2048 code for a protein of 59 amino acids. NCBI's taxonomy places the organism in Eukaryota, Metazoa, Chordata, Aves, Charadriiformes, Laridae.